Molecule: messenger RNA, 549 nt
Organism: Venustampulla echinocandica
Lineage: Eukaryota; Fungi; Ascomycota; Leotiomycetes; Helotiales; Pleuroascaceae
Product: Arginine deiminase type-3
Exons: 2
Coding region: 1-549 (182 amino acids)
Source: RefSeq, a predicted model, not a curated record
AUGGCUCUCGAGCUUUACAUUCCGCCGUGCAUUAUUACUCACGGUGCCCAUUCCCCGCCAGUGGAACAGCCGCUCAGAAUCCAGAUUGGGGGACCCCUUGUGUCUAUUCAAAAACUCCUUCCGAAGACACCGUGGGAUGCGGAACCCCUGUCUCCGGUGUUUCCACAGCCUGCCGGGCCCAAGCUGGCAAAGCUGGCAUUUCAGAAAAUAUAUGGGCGGGAAGUCCGUCCUGAGAUUGCUGGUGACUUUGUAGUGCGUGAUGAAUACCUAGGCUGGGUGACAGAGGUGAGGCCGUUAAGACAAAUUGACUACUACGGUGUCACAUUUGACCAUCUCGUUCCUGCCAACGAUCCUGACCCUGAGAUCCUGCAGAUCAACAUCAACGAAUUGGAUGACGAUGAUGGGGCAUACGCAAAUAAAUAUCUUCUAUUUGCAGUAGAUGCGGCUGAAUAUAAAGGGAAGAAAAUUCUUGCCGUGCCCAGAUGCUGUCAGAAAAAGAAGGCGACGCAAGACCGUGGUAGAAUUAACGAUAGUGGCCGAGCGGGAUGA